CAUGCAUGCUGUCUGCAGCAGCAAGCGGUUUCAGUUUUGUAAUCACAGAAACAUUACUCUUAACCCAUUGUCAUGUAAGUUGCAAUGUUUCUGUAAGUGACUUUAAGUUCCACAUUGUAUUGUGUUUUAUCUUUCCAGCUGAUUGUCAUCCAGUGCUACAUAUUGUAUCAUCACUAUCAUGCGUCCCCCCAUCUCUGUUGUUGCUGCUGCUUUCAUAGCCUUGUCUACAGUGAAUUACUAUUUCCCGAAAGAUGAGAAAAUGGACAAUGCAGAGACAAAUCCACCGUUACAACAGUCACAGAAGGAAAAAGAAUUGGAAAAUGUGCCCAACAUAUUGAUGGAACAGGAGAAGGAGCUCGCGAACAUGACGAGGAAAAUCCAACCACAAUGUACAAAGAAUCCCACAAAGCUGAACAUGACAGAUGGACUGUUCUUUAAACCUGCAUUCACAGCCAUCAGUGGAUCAAUGCCCCUUGACACCGUCUUCAUCCUUCUGCUUAUACACACAUGUGGAGCUGGUUUGGUUGAAUCCAUUUCCACAGUGUGUCACCACAUGAGCCUGGGUGGUGUCCUGGUUGAUAUGGCUUUAAGUUUGAUUCUAGCUGCUUUUACCAUGUACAGAUGGAAACGCGAGAAAGCAGAGUCGGUGAAGAGAAACGCACAGCUUCAGAAGGAGUCGCUGAAGACAGAGGAAGAGCGAGAAGAUGUGGUCAGCACACUGAUGGAGUUGAAUACUGAACUGGAGAACCAGAGGGGUCGACUCAAAGAGCUCCUGGAGGAGGUGGAGGGGGAGCGGGAAGUAAACAAGCAGAAUCUCCAGGCUGUGGAGAAGGAAAUAACAGAGCGAGAGGCAGCGUUUGACAAACCGGAGGAACUACUAAGAGAAAAAGAAGACCUACUGCAAGCCCAGUGGAAACUGGACCAGACAAAGAAAGAUAAUGAGAGACAGCUGCUCAACACUGAGAGACUGCUGGAGCCAAUAGAGAUCCAGGUUAAUAAAAUACACAGAAAGAAGGAAGAAGACUCCGAGUUGUUACAUGUUUGACAUUACCAUGUAAGAAAAUCUGUUUUAGCUUAUCUUUUUUUACUUUUUUAAAGGAUCUACAAAUAUGUGUACAUUUUCUAUAUAAAAUGCUUUUUGCAAUGAAUGUGUGCUGCUUUUGUUUCUGUAUCAUCUGGUCUGUGGUCAGUUUAUUUAGUGUGCAGCAGAGAGUAAGAAAUGUAUGAACAUUUUGAACAAGCCUUCAUCUCCUGAAUGAAAAACAAAUUCCAAUCAACAUGAAAUGGUGAAGGGUGCUAAAGGAAGCAGACGCUCAGCUCCAGUUUACAGUGCGGAGACUGGCCUAAGAUUAAAUAUUAACCAGUCAGUGCUGUUCACUCUAAUAUACAAACCAGCAGCCUGCAACUCCUGACAUCUAUUGUGAUGUUGUUUGCAUUGUACUAUAUUUAGUUUUCUACAUAA
Messenger RNA from Sander lucioperca (pikeperch), 1462 nucleotides. RefSeq lists its product as uncharacterized. The coding region runs from base 179 to 1045 and encodes 288 amino acids. The transcript is spliced from 5 exons. Lineage: Eukaryota; Metazoa; Chordata; Actinopteri; Perciformes; Percidae. The record is from RefSeq and is a predicted model, not a curated record.